UUCACUUAUUUGAUUGCAAUUUGCAGCAGCCCCGGUUACAGUCGCUCCGGCUUCAGAUGUGUUUGUUGUUUUUUUUUGUAUUUUCUUCAACCGAAAUAGUUUGAAUUUUUUUUGUCACUUUGCAAACGUCUCGCGUGUGGGUUUUUUUUUUUCAUUAACACAUCCGACCAAGCGACGGCCUGGCAGUUGGUGGUGGCUUGUGGCUCUGUUAUCUACACCAGCAGUUGGAAAACAACAAUAAUAAUUAUUUUGUCGACCGGUAAACCGCCGUAGUAAAUGAUUACCGCGUUACCAUCAAUUGCUGUUGACAGACUCGUCUAAAAAAGGGUUUUUAGUUAGUGUUGCCAGAAUGGCGACCGUGGAAAAUGGAGGUGCCGAACCUUCCGGCAACAAGUCGAAAAAAACCGCUGUGGAAGAGAUUUAUCAAAAGAAAUCUCAGCUCGAACACAUAUUGCUUCGACCCGAUACCUAUAUUGGUUCCGUCGAGCCCGUUACUGAAUCUAUGUGGGUGUAUGAUACCGAAGAAAAUGUAAUGGUUCAAAGAGAAAUCACGUAUGUCCCUGGAUUGUACAAGAUAUUUGAUGAAAUAUUAGUCAAUGCUGCCGACAAUAAACAACGUGACUCGUCAAUGGAUACAAUAAAAAUUGAAAUUAAUAAGGAUGACAACAUUAUAUCUGUAUGGAACAAUGGUAAAGGUAUUCCUGUAGUUGAACACAAGGACGAAAAAAUGUAUGUCCCCACGAUGAUAUUUGGACACUUGUUGACUAGUUCAAAUUACAAUGACGAAGAAGCUAAAGUAACUGGUGGUAGAAAUGGAUUUGGCGCUAAACUUUGUAAUAUAUUCAGUAACAAGUUCACUGUAGAGACGGCUAGUCGUGAAUACCACAAAGCUUUCAAACAGACAUGGGCUAAUAAUAUGGCAAAAUCAUCAGACCCAAAUGUCAAAGAAGUCAAAACUAGCGAUUUCACGAAAGUAACAUUUAGUCCGGAUUUGACAAAGUUCAGAAUGACGUGUCUCGACAAAGACAUUGUGGACUUGAUGUCGCGCCGCGCGUACGACGUUGCCGCUUCAACUCGAGGAGUAAAAGUAUAUCUAAACGGAAAAAUGCUGCCCAUUAAAAGUUUCCAAGAUUACGUUAGUUUGUACAUCAAAGGAAAGGAAGACGAAUUGGGAAAUCCUUUGAAAUUGGUCUAUGAAAAUGCAGGCGCACGGUGGGAAGUUGCCGUUACUUUAUCAGACACAGGGUUUAAACAAGUUUCGUUCGUCAACAGUAUUGCUACGACUAAAGGAGGAAGACACGUUGACUACAUUACAGACAUGAUUGUCAAACAACUAAUAGAUAUUGUUAAAAAGCGUAAUAAGGGCGGUAUGGAUUUGAAAAACCACCAAGUAAAAAAUCAUCUUUGGGUGUUCGUCAAUUGUCUUAUUGUAAAUCCUACUUUUGAUUCACAAACCAAAGAGCACAUGACUUUGCAAGUCAAGAGUUUUGGUUCGAGAUGUUCAUUGAGUGAGAAGUUUGUGACUGCUGUGUCAAAAUGUGGCAUCGUUGAAGCUGUUCUUAGCUGGGCUAAAUUUAAAGCUCAGACUCAACUUCAAAAACAGAGUGGUAAAAAGCAAAGCAAGCUCAAGGGUGUACCGAAAUUGGAGGAUGCCAAUGACGCUGGUACUAGAAAUUCGAUAGACUGUACUCUUAUAUUGACUGAGGGAGAUUCGGCUAAAUCUUUGGCCGUGUCCGGCCUCGGUGUUGUUGGUCGCGACAAGUUUGGCGUGUUUCCGCUCAGAGGUAAACUGUUGAACGUGCGAGAGGCUUCUCACAAACAAAUUAUGGAAAACGCUGAAAUCAAUAACAUAGUGAAAAUCGUGGGAUUGCAGUACAAGAAAAAAUACGAAACCAUGGAAGAUCUGAAGACUUUGAGAUACGGAAGGUUAAUGAUUAUGACUGAUCAGGAUCAGGAUGGAUCGCAUAUUAAAGGAUUAAUCAUCAAUUUCAUACAUCACAAUUGGCCAUCGUUAUUGAAAUUGCCGUUUUUGGAAGAAUUCAUUACCCCUAUUGUAAAAGCUACCAAAGGCAAAGAAGAAAUGUCUUUUUAUUCGCUGCCCGAAUUCGAGGAAUGGAAAGAAGCGACAAGAAAUUGGAAUAAGUACAAGAUCAAGUACUACAAGGGGUUGGGUACCUCUACGUCUAAGGAGGCGAAAGAAUAUUUCCAAAACAUGAGGCGGCACAGAAUUUUGUUCAAAUACGACGGUGCACACGACGACGAGCACAUCGAAAUGGCAUUUAGUAAGAAAAUGGUUGAUGCUCGUAAAGAGUGGUUAACCAACUGGAUGGUCGAAAGCAAAAGGCGUAAGGAAGCGGGUUUGUCGGAAGAGUAUUUAUAUGAAAAGAACACCACUACGGUUACCUACAAAGACUUUGUAAACAAAGAACUAGUAUUAUUCAGUAAUAUGGACAACGAAAGGUCUAUCGCUUCAGUAGUUGAUGGUCUGAAGCCGGGUUCUAGAAAAGUGUUGUUCACUUGCCUGAAGAGAAAUGACAAGAGAGAAAUUAAAGUGGCUCAGUUGGCUGGAUCUGUGGCCGAACAUUCUGCCUACCAUCACGGCGAGACGUCUCUGAUGUCCACCAUUGUUAAUUUGGCGCAAAACUACGUCGGAAGUAAUAACCUUAAUUUGCUGCAACCCAUUGGUCAGUUUGGAACCAGACUUCAAGGCGGAAAAGACGCAGCCAGUCCCAGAUAUAUUUUCACACUGUUGAGUCCGUUGACUCGAUUAAUAUUUCAUCCUCACGACGAUCCGUUACUGACAUAUCUUCGAGACGAUAACCAAAGAAUCGAACCUGUUUGGUACAUGCCAAUUAUUCCAAUGGUUUUGGUGAACGGAGCUGAAGGUAUUGGUACUGGUUGGAUGACGAAAAUACCGAAUCAUAACCCGAGAGAAGUGGUUGCCAAUUUAAAACGAAUGAUAAAUGGGGAAGAACCUUUAGCGAUGAAACCGUGGUAUAAAAACUUCAACGGUCUCAUUGAAAAAUUGUCCGAUCAUAAAUUCAUCAGUAGCGGUGAAGUGGGCAUUAUUGGACAUAACAGAGUGGAAAUAACCGAGUUACCAGUCGGCGUUUGGACUCAGAAUUACAAAGAAGGCGUAUUGGAAGCUAUGUUGGCCGAUAGCGAAAAAUCACCAGCGGUUAUUACAGACUACAAAGAAUAUAACACGGAUACAACUAUAAAGUUUGUUGUAACCAUGAACCCGGAAAAGUUGCAAAAAGCUGAAAACGAAGGCAUCCAUAAGUUUUUCAAACUGCAUGCUAGUAUUGGUUUGACUUCAAUGUGUGCUUUUGACAAAGACUGUGUGCUGAAGAGAUACGAUACAACUUUGCAAAUAAUGCGUGAAUUUUACACUGUCAGAGUAGAGUUCUAUGGCAAACGAAAAGCGUAUCUGGAAGGUAUGUUGGGUGCAGAAGCAGCCAAACUUACGAAUCAGGCACGUUUUAUCGUGGAAAAGUGUGAUGGUGACUUGCGGAUUGAAAAUCGUAAGAAGAGCGAAAUGAUUAAAGAAUUGCUCAGGAGAGGUUACAAUAGUGACCCUGUUAAAGCUUGGAAACUAAUCCAAGACCGUCAAUCAGUUAUGGAAGACGAAGCUGCUGCUAGACUAGCUGAAGAAACUGAAGAAGACGAACCAUCAACAGCGAGCACUGCUACUCAGAAGGACGAUGAAGAUUUGGACUUUGAUUAUUUGCUUGGUAUGUCAUUCUGGCAUUUGACCAUGGAGAAAAAGAAUGAUCUCCUGAGGAAAAAAGAUGAAAAGUGUACAGAGUUGGAAAUUUUGAAAAAGAAAACCCCGUCAGAUUUAUGGGUAGAAGAUUUAGACGCUCUCCUUGAAAAGUUGGACGAAGUCGAAGAAAAAGAGAGGCAAGAAGAGUUAGGAGAUGGAAAGACAACAAAAGCAGGGCCUAAAAGUAAAUUAGCACUUGGAGGUAAGAAAAAAUUGCAACUGGCUUCAGAUUCGUUGCCGUCGCCAGCAGCAAGACGUAUAAUCCCUAGAAUUGACGAGGAAAUGUUGAAGAAGGAGGAAAAACUAAUAGCGGCAAAAGAAAACAAAGGAAAACGUGCUGAAAAGAAGAAAAAAGGUGAAGUUGAAAUUGGCGAAGAUGGAGAAGUAAUUAAAAAAGAAGUGAAAGAAAAGAAAGAAAGAGUUCCUAAGAAGAAAACCGAUGGUUUAAAACAAACCAAAUUGAAAUUUGAUAAAAAAGAUGACGACGAUGGUGAUUUGUCAGAUUCUCCGCCACCUCCGCCAAGGACAGUUUCUAAACGACAAGCAGCUGCAAAUGUAUCUUUCAAGUUUGAUGAUCUAAGCGGUGAGGACGAUGAUCUCGAAGAAAAGGUUGACGGCGAUGAUAACUUUAAAGCUUCUCCGAUGCGAGAAAUAUAUUCUGAUGCAGUUAUAUCGGAUGAUGACGACGAUGACGAGUUUAUUCCAAAAAAGAAAAAGGAAUCUCCCAAAAAGGCAGCUGCUAAAAGAGAACCGGCUGCGAAAAAAGCACCGGUCAAAAAGAACGGGGCGGCGGCAGCUCAAAGAGAUUCUGGCCAACCGGCGGCCAAACCACCAGCUAAAAGGGCUCCGGCUAAAAAGAAGCCAGUAAUUGAAAUCAGUGACAAUGAUUCUGAUGUACCGGUUUCAAAACCGGAAAAAAAACCAAGAGCCGCUGCUUUGAAACCCAAACGCAAAUACAGUUCUUCAGAUUCUGACGAUGUGUUCAAAUCGCCAACUAACGCUAGUAGCAAACCUCAAAAGUCUUUUGAUGAUUUAUUUGCGGAUACUAAUUCUAAAAAAGUGGCUGUGUCUGACGACGACGACGAUGAUUUUGUUAUGUCUGCAGAAUCGGAUGACGAUUUUAUGCCAACAUCAACGAAAAAGAAGGCGGCGCCGGCUAGUACCAAAAAACCGCCGGCGAAAAAAGCAAAAGCAAAAUAUGCAUUUACUUCUGAAGACUCUGAUUAGUUCUUUUUUUGAUUUAUGCAAAUUAUCAAUCCAGAAACCUCGUUAUUUAUUAAUUUAUUCUUAACUGUUUUUUUUUUAUACUCUUAACUAAAUUUUAAUAUCUUGAUAUAAUGAAUGUUUUUGGUUAAUAGUGAAUCUUAAAAAUGGCAGUCGGUUAUUAUUAUUUUUAUUUUUUUUUUUAAUGUACAAUUUUUUUUUUUAUUCUCAUCAAUGUGUAAUUUUGAUGUAUAAUUUAAUAACGAUAAGCUCGCCGUUUCCAGGUGAUUAGUUCAUUACGAUAUUAAUAUUCAGUUGUAUCUUACCACUUUCGAUGUUUCACGCUGUAAACACUAUGUGGAGAGUGAUUUAGAUGUAUUAACUUUGUUCUUAUAGAUUUUAAGUUUUCGACAAACUUUACCUGUAGUAUUGCUCUAGCUAUAGAGUUAUGUUUCGUUUUUUUUUUAUUAAAUUUUAAUAUUAAGAAUCAUAAACAUUU
Adelges cooleyi (spruce gall adelgid) is the source of this 5468-nucleotide messenger RNA. It is a transcript of the gene Top2, whose product is annotated as DNA topoisomerase 2. The transcript is spliced from 24 exons. Bases 350 to 4993 code for a protein of 1547 amino acids. Gene Ontology annotation, cellular component: nucleus. Gene Ontology annotation, biological process: resolution of meiotic recombination intermediates; DNA topological change; sister chromatid segregation. NCBI's taxonomy places the organism in Eukaryota, Metazoa, Arthropoda, Insecta, Hemiptera, Adelgidae. The record is from RefSeq and is a predicted model, not a curated record. Gene Ontology annotation, molecular function: DNA binding; ATP binding; DNA topoisomerase type II (double strand cut, ATP-hydrolyzing) activity.